This is a messenger RNA of Orbicella faveolata, 3062 nucleotides long. RefSeq lists its product as uncharacterized. The record is from RefSeq and is a predicted model, not a curated record. NCBI's taxonomy places the organism in Eukaryota, Metazoa, Cnidaria, Anthozoa, Scleractinia, Merulinidae.
UUGCUGCAUUUCAAAGAAACUGACAGUUGCCUUUCUCCAUUCAGGGCAAGUUUGAAUUUGAACCUUGUGACUAUGAGAAGCAAUUGCUGAGACUUCUAAGUAGAAAAGAGCACACUGGUUUGAUCAUCAACAAUCCUUCACAAUCACUGUUCUUCUUUGUCAACAAACAUCAGUUACAGGCUGAAAAGAGUAAAGUUGCAGUGUUCAAGAUAUCAAGUAUCUGUCUUCAUAUACCACAAGACCAAUUGACUCACUGGGGAACUGAACUCAGAGAACACGUCCUGGCACCUUUUAUGCCCGAUUGAGCCAUUUUAUUGAUAAGCUGAUCUUGUAUUAACAGAAACUAAGAACUGGCACCCGUCUUUCUGCGUUUAUGAUUUUGUCUGCCCAAUACCUGUCUAAUUUGUUUGAUCCUGUGAGAUUAACAGUCCUGAUGUUGACUCUGUGUUCAUUUUGCAGUGCUGUGUAAAUGACACUAAUAGUCACUUGGCUUUUGCUGAAGUUAAUUUUUGCCUAAGAGAUUAAAGUUCAAGAAAAUAUCUGUCACUCAACCGAACUGUCAAUAAAGAUCUCUUUUCGGAACUUUUAGUGUCUUACAGUUAAUUGUGGUAACUGAAAAGAGUGUUUACAGCCAACAACGAAAAAUAUGUUUCGAUUUCGUUUCUGUCGAAAGAGUUCCUUGAAUUUUUUUUUCUUUUUUAGAUCGAAAUGUUUCCACUAAUAGGUGGCAGCCCCCGUUUUGCAAUUUAGGAAAUGCAGUGAACGGAAACCAAACAAUGGGAGUAUACAUAGAAAGACAAAGUGAAACUUUUUAAUGGUAAUAGGACUGAAUGGAGUCCAAUUCGGUCUGUAAAUAUACAAGUGAUUAACAAAAUCGGCGGGAGUCCGAUUUGUUAAUCACAAGUAUGAUUAUUAGACCUUAAAAUUAGACCUUCGUAGUGACUAGUUCGUAGACGAAUUAUUGACUUCUCAGCUGGCGUUUGGACGAGUCGUUUUCUGUCCCCCACUGAGCGUCAUUUUUGCCAAAAGAUUUCUUCCUUUUGGAGGAAGAAUGGACAUGUCAAUUAGCAGGUGAAGCCGUUGAUAAUUGGUUUUGUGAUGCUUAUUGUGGCUGGAACUGCUUUUCUUAUCAGCUAAUGACUAUCUGGUUCGCUUCCACCAUCCUAAAAAUCCCCUUGAACUUUUCCAGUUGUUUUGUUAACUGUCGCAAGGUGCUUUUAGCCAAUCAGCAAAAAGAUGUCUUAGCCAAUCAGCUACCAAAGCUAAACCCCCUCAUUGGGCGGCUUGGCUUAGCUUUUCUUGCCACCCGUUACAUGGCCAAACCCAUCAAACACCUUUGAUCUACUCUUAUUUUGUUUACAUAGCACGUUUGAUGUAGUGCAAAUGAAAAUUCACCAGUAUAAAGCAGUAGUUUGGGGUGUAAGACGCUUUUUGUUUUCCCAAAACUUGUCCUUCGAUUUUUUGCCAAGUUAGUAUAAUUCGUUAAAAGAAAACGGAUGUACCGCUUGUCUCUGCGCUUACGAAUUGUUAACAUCCAAUGUUGGAAACCCAAAACGUUGUUAGCGAGAAGUCGAUGUCAAAACAAAUUAACCAAAUUAAUCAAGCGGUCAUUUGAUGUCGUUACGCCCGACAGAGCGACAGCAGAAUUGUUUUCCAGGAUUAAUAUAAUCAUUUUAUUGGUUCGAUCCGCUCCAUUAGUUCAAACAAACAUUAGCAUUCAUAGGCGAUGCGUGGCGUAAUUAGCACUUUGUUUUGGAUUUUGUAGAGUACACAAAAGCUUUAUUUCUACUAUAUAUUUGUCAUUCCUGCCAAAGAAUGCAUUUCUUUCCAACAGAUUCGUAACUUGCUUGUUAAUCUCUGACUUAAACAAAUGCACGAGGAGGAUUCUAGCACAGCCAUGGAAGGGUCGGCAUCAGUUUUGGAAUUAGGAAAUCGUCGUUUGUUUGAACCGCAAAAACUUCGAAAGCGUGUAUCAUUCAAAGAUGAAGCUUGGGUUAUUAAUAUUCCCGCUGGUGAGGAAAGCGAUGUGGAUUUGCGAAGGAGUGUUAUAUUGACCAGAAACGCUGUUGCGAACGGAACGCUCACACCGAGUCGACGACCAAGUUUAGAAACGUUUUCUAGUAAGGCUUCUUUGUAUGCGAACAAAGACCAACGAAGUCCGCAAGCACAUUCAGGCAGAAUUGUCAGUUCAGGACAAGCAACAAACCGCGGUCCAUACAAGUCAAUUUUGAAAACACCGACACCAAGUCACCAAAAGGACAAUCAUUUACACAGAAGUCAGAUGCCUGCACGACACUUCCGAGAUAUUUCUGCGCGGAAUUCAGUAGAUAGCUACUUUAAACAGGGUUCGAGGCAUUUACAGCCAUCUAAAGACUCUGUAAACAGACUAGAGAACGACGCUUUCGCAAGGCCCCUACCAGCGAGACGUUCACUAACAAUGCCCCGAGCUCUUGGCUCUGACAAGGACAUCAGCUAUAACAAAACUGGACGUUUUGUUGGUAAAGAAUAUCCGGCGUCCAGUAGACCAGCUGUCGAGCUGAACUAUAACCAGUACCACAACGAACGAGAUGAAACGAAAAACACCGCAACACAGCCCGGAGGAGUUAACUUCAACAUCGUUGGGGUUACUUACCGAAGUGUGAACGAAAUGCCAUAUUUUUAUGACAUUAGAGGACUAGCUAACAGAAUUAACGAGUAUUCCUCCGGUACGAAAUCUCCGCUCAACGGUCAAGCACGUUUAGAGCAUUCCUCGGUUCCUAAGCCACUUAACCAGUUUGGUCCGUCCAAAAGGGAAGAAAGACAUUUUUCCGCAAUUCCUGCUAUUGAAGCGUUUAAUAGAAGAAACCGAGGUGCAAGAAGACAUUUUUCAAGCGCUUGGGCCUCAGAGCAGGUUACAAGCCCGAAGAGACAAUUACCGAGAGCUUGGCAACCAGCCAAGCAGUAUAAUUUCUCAACGAAAUAGAAAUGUUCUGCACUCAACUUUUACAUUCAGAUUUGUUCCUCAAAAACACGUCCUAGUAAGGAGGUUCUUUACAUUGGAAUGAUUUUACAAGUUACGUUCA